AAUCCGGAUAUAUUCCAUCGGCCAAAUAAUAUCCACGCUUGUAAAGCGUCCCUCUAAGCUCAAAAGAGGAGUCCGGUGCGGUCUCAUUAACCCAAUCGUCAAAAACAGGCGAUUGAUCGAGAACGUUGAUGUCGUUGUUCGAGCCCGCGACACCGNGCUUUUUUGUAGGACCUGAUGCUCCGAGCCGACAUCUGCAAGUAUUCAUCGAACAUAUCAGAUGCCGUCCCGUACGCCAACUGACGGAGCGCGGCAGUGCACUUUUGGACGCUACUAAACCCGCGUCGGCCUCUCGCAUCAAACCGUUGGUUGAACCAAGGAACCUCGCGUUCAACAUCGGCGAAAAAAAGAGUGAGCUUUCCGCCAUGAGAAUAAGGAAGCAUGCGAAGGUGUCACCUCUCACGUACACCGCCGCCGCCGCCACCUCCUCGAUAAAGCCCGGCGCCGUCAAGCUUCCGACUAGUAUCUGUCAGCUCAAUCAGUCUCCUUGGGACGUCAUCACCUUCCCUAUCGAAGACGAACCCUCCCCGUCGUCGCUGCAUCCCGCGGCGGCGCCGCCGCAUCUGUUCUUAUUGCAGUCCGGCGGAUGCGGCGGAACUCGUCCCCUUCCCGAUUCAAACGGAGCCGUUCAGAGCUCCGGCCGCACGGCGGCGGUUCUGUGCUCCAAGACCGACGGCAAGGCGUGGCAGUGCAAGAGGGAGGCGAAAUCCGGCGGCGCCUUGUGCGACCACCACUUGGAGCAGAUCAAGUACUACAACAACUUGGCUCGCCCUGCGGCCGGGAACCAAACUCUUGCUCCGGCCGGCAAGAAUAGCCGCCCCCGGCAGAAGAAGACUCAUUCGGCAUCCUCCUCCUCCUCGAACCAGCAGCAAGAUUUGUACUAUUACACCGGGUUCGGGCCGCUAUGGGGCAAGAAAAGAGGUCCGGGUCGGGCGAGGAAUAACAACACCGACUUGCCAAACACCUCCCACCAUGACCCGAUCCACGGCGGGGAAGAAUUGGAUUACGUGGAAGAUGGGGUUGGAAAGAAGAAAAAAGUGCGGAAACCGAUCAAAGCCAGGUCCUUGAAAUCGAUCAUCAUGUGAGAACAAAUUUCAAUGUGUUUUGCUUCUCUAUUUCUAUUUUGUUGUUAAUUUGUUAUACCAAACGUGCAUUUCUUUGCAUGAUACCAUUAGAUUUCAGUCUUUAAAUUCACAUUUCCGUAACUUGAUUUUGAUAAAACAUUGUAUGGAUGGAAAAUAAUAGAUCUUCUAGGCU
This is a messenger RNA of Cuscuta campestris, 1254 nucleotides long. The record is from the annotation of a GenBank genome assembly. NCBI's taxonomy places the organism in Eukaryota, Viridiplantae, Streptophyta, Magnoliopsida, Solanales, Convolvulaceae.